Bactrocera dorsalis (oriental fruit fly) is the source of this 936-nucleotide messenger RNA. RefSeq lists its product as uncharacterized. The coding region runs from base 289 to 768 and encodes 159 amino acids. Lineage: Eukaryota; Metazoa; Arthropoda; Insecta; Diptera; Tephritidae. The transcript has 5 exons. The record is from RefSeq and is a predicted model, not a curated record. Gene Ontology annotation, biological process: protein dephosphorylation. Gene Ontology annotation, molecular function: protein tyrosine phosphatase activity.
UGUAGUAAACAAAUGGAUUUGUUGCAAUCUUUCACUGCAUUUGCAUAUUAAAAUAUUAAUGUGCACUGCAAUAAUACGCUGUUAACAUGUCUUAUCAGCUUUACAAACAAUUAAAGAAUAACCUUUUAUCAACAAAUUUAGAUAUAUUUUGAUGCUGAACACCCCACUGUAACAUCUGAAUUUUUCUAUUUUUAACGUCAAAUUUAAAUAAAUAAAAAAACAAAGAGAAUCAAAAAUUGCAAAAUUUCUUAUCUUUAAAUUUGAAGUUUAUUUAAAAGUCCAACAAAUAUGAAACCUCUAAAAAUCCUAUUCGUUUGCAUUGGUAACACGUGUCGCUCACCAAUGGCGGAAAGCGUAAUGAAGCACUGGCUGGAGGAGUAUGAUCUCAACUGGAAGGUUGACAGUGCUGGCUUGAGAACGUGGAAUGUUGGACGUAAGCCGAAUGAACGCUGUAUAAAGGUACUGGAAGAGAAUGGUUUAACAACGGAUCAUGUCGGUAGACAAAUUUCAACAAUGGACUUUUACAAUUAUGACUACAUACUUGCCAUGGAUGAACAUAAUUUGCACGAGCUACAAACGCUUGCCAAAGACCCGAGUCAAGAACGAUGUGCAAAAAUCGAACUGCUCGGAAAGUACAUUGAUCGGCCGGAAGAUCAAAUCAUACGUGAUCCAUAUUUUAGCAACUCAAUGGGUGGCUUCCGUUGCGCGUUUUUACAAAUAACUGAAAGCUGUCAAAAUUUCAUAGCCGCACACAUGUAUACCGAUUAGAGCUACUAAGAAAACAAAAAAUAGAAAAAAUUUGAUAACUUAAUAUAAGUUGUGUGAAAAAUUAUACUCAUAAAUUUCAUGUAAAAAAUUGUAAAUCGCACGUGCUAUAAUUUAUUUUAUAUCACUAAACAAGAAUUAAAUAUAAAUGUAUGAUGUUUAUAACUAUAA